This is a messenger RNA of Selaginella moellendorffii, 1908 nucleotides long. Its product is annotated as probable protein phosphatase 2C 55. The coding region runs from base 291 to 1796 and encodes 501 amino acids. The transcript has 4 exons. The record is from RefSeq and is a predicted model, not a curated record. Lineage: Eukaryota; Viridiplantae; Streptophyta; Lycopodiopsida; Selaginellales; Selaginellaceae.
UCGUGAGAAGAGAGGGUGGAGCACGGAAGAAAAAUAAGCCCUUGUUCUUGCCUAGGUCAGCGACAAUCUAGGGCAAUCGAUCCACACGAUCGAUCGGUCACUCCACUGCCCGGCUCCCGGGAGCUCCAACAGCCAUGUAAAGACUUUGGAACAGGAAAAACCCUAGGGUUCUUUCGUGCGUGGGACUGAUUCCUCUCUCUCGCUCUCUUUCUCUCUCCUUUCUCUUCUCCAGCUCCAUGGGAUGGCGGCGAUGGUGAGGGAUUGCUGAUUCGCAGGCGGGCGGCCGAAUCAUGCAGUGCUCGCCCUCUUGCGAGCUGAGGAUGCCGACGCCCCAGAUCGUGUGGAAGUUGAAAGCAGGUACUAGCAGUAGCUAUAGGCAAUCACAGCAUCGGCUCAACGUUUUGUUUGGAAGGGCCAAGGCCGCCGCAGCCUAUCCCGUCUAUUCUUCGGCCAAGACCGCCAUUGGUGGCGCUGCACGGGGUACGCGAAGAGUGCCACCAUCGUCUUCGUCUUCCUCGAGUUCUUCCAGCGCCGAUUCUUCCAAUUUCGAAGAGGGCGCUCCGCUUUCGGUGUCCGAGGCAUUCUCUCGGGCAUUCGCCACUCCCUCGGUGUUUGGUCCGGCUUGGCAGAGCUGUAGCUACCAGUCGUGGCAACUUUUGGUCGAUGGAAGGUUGCCGGUCUCUUUCUCGGGGAAGAACUCCGGGGGUAGUUCGUCGUGCGUGGCGAGAGGGGGCGGGGCAGUGUGUGAGUUCCAACUGGACGGUGGUGGAGGUGGCAAGGAAGGGAGAGAUUCCUGGUCCAAGUGGAUCGAGAAUACUUUCUCCUCCUCGAGAGGGACAGGGAGUCGUGGCCUUCUCCAUGACACUGCUGCGUAUCAUUGCUUCCGGCUUGGCCAGGGAGCUUUCGACAAGGACGCCGCAAGCUCGCGGAGAUUGUCUCAGCACAACUCCAGCUCCAAGGAGGCUGAUCUUCUCUCGCCAGGGAUAGUUUUGGACUCCGACACUGAGGGGAAUGUUUCAGGCUGCUCGGAGGGGACUGCUGGACAAAGUAGACCACUGACGCUGGUCUCGGGUGCGUGCUAUCUUCCUCAUCCAGACAAACAAGCCAAGGGUGGCGAAGAUGCGCAUUUCAUCUGCGACAACGAGAAAGUCGUGGGUGUUGCCGACGGUGUUGGCGGCUGGGCCGACGUUGGAGUGGACGCUGGCCAGUACGCGAGGGAACUUAUGGUGCAGUCCAUCAUAGCCGCGCAGCAAGAGCCUCACGGGCUGGUCGACCCUGUCAGGAUUCUCGUGAGAGCUCACUCGAAGACGAAGUGUAAGGGGUCAUCCACAGCAUGCAUUCUAGCUCUCUCGGACAAUGGGCUUCAAGCAGCAAACCUUGGUGACAGUGGCUUCAUCGUGCUGAGAAACGGGAAAACAGUGUUUAAGUCGCCAGUUCAACAACACCUUUUCAACAUCCCGUAUCAACUCGAGCACGGCGGCAGCGAUCCACCGACUUGCGCACAGGUGUUCUCGGUGCAAGUUGCUGCCGGAGAUGUUAUAGUCGUGGGAACGGACGGCCUGUUCGACAACGUGUAUGAUACAGAAGUAGCCAGCGUCGUCGUUCAUUCGACUCGAUCGGGAUUUGGGCCGCAGCUUACAGCGGAGAAACUGGCGACUCUUGCCAAAGCGAGCGCUCUGGACAGGAAUCGCCAGACUCCAUUCGCGGCGGCGGCCCAAGACGCUGGAUAUCGCUUCCAUGGUGGCAAAAUGGACGACAUCACGGUGGUGGUCUCGUACAUAGCCAGCCGGGGGUAAGGAAAAUUCCUUUGUGUUUGUAUGAAUAGCUAGCAACGAGGCCGCGCAGUGGCCUGGACAAGUUUUCUAAACGAUGGUGCCGAUACACGAAUAAAAUUCGAGCUUUUGGCUA